Molecule: messenger RNA, 2913 nt
Organism: Rhincodon typus (whale shark)
Lineage: Eukaryota; Metazoa; Chordata; Chondrichthyes; Orectolobiformes; Rhincodontidae
Product: NACHT, LRR and PYD domains-containing protein 12-like
Exons: 10
Coding region: 173-2884 (903 amino acids)
Cellular component (GO): cytoplasm
Source: RefSeq, a predicted model, not a curated record
UGGGCGGAGUUGCGUCGGCGUUAGCGGUGGGCGGAGGUGCGCCGGCCGUCGGCGGAGUUGCGUCCGCGUCGGUGAUCGGCGGAGCGGCGUCGGCGGUGGUGGAGAGGGGCAGGCGCCGGCAGUAGCGGUGACGGUCGUCGCGACUUCAGUGUCGGUGGUGUUGGUCCCGGAAAUGGAGGCGGUGGCAACGGCAGCGAUGGUGCUCGCUGUCCCGGAAGUGGGGAACACGGCGGUGGCGGAUGUGACGUCAUCUUUUACAGUAAUCAAAAGAAUGAAGAGGGAAAUUGGAGCUUUCUUCUGGCUCACGUGUGUAAUACAUUCGUGCAUAGGAACAACAGAUCCUGGGACUUCAUGCAAUGAAAAAGAUGAAGAUGUAGAUGGGAUAGAUUUCAAACCAUCCAGAACUGCAGAUGUUCAGAAUCAUGAAGGACAUGAAGCUACUGUAGGAAAGGAUGAAGGAAACAUCACUUUAUUCAUUGCUGCCAUAAUAAUUUUAUUAAUUUGCAUUCGUUACUAUUUAAAGUCAAAUAAAAAUCACAGACCAACUUCUGAAAAUCAGCCAUUCCAACGUUCGUCGCAAGCGAUCAAAAGAAUGAAGCGGCAAAUUACAGCUCUCCUCCACUUCACGUUUGCAAUAUUGUUAGGUCUCGGAACAGAAAUGGAUGUUGCAACCGCAAACGAUGAGAAAGGACAUGAAGCUACUGCAGGAAAGAAUAUAACAAACAUCAUUUUCUUGAUUGUUAUCAUCAUACCUUCCAUACAAGGAAAUAUUCUCUUUAAUUUUCCUCACUAUGCAAAGCAAAAAGAAAAUCACAGAAAAGUUUCUGAAGAAGGGUCUUUCGAACAAUCCUCGUUAAGAAAUGAUGCUGAAGCUUCCGAAAUAAGAACUGAAACAGCUUUGAGUGUCUUGAAUACAGACGUAAAAAAUAAUCCAGAAGCUUCUGAAGUAAGAACUGAAAUGCCUUUGAGUGAAUUGAAUACAGGCGUAAAAAGUAUUCUGGAAGAUAUAAAACAGCAGCACAGACUUUACCUUCACAAAAUGAACGAGAACAUAACAAUCACAGGAGAGAACAGAAGAAUUUGGAGAUGUCCACUGAGUGAAAGAUACACCAAAGUAACAAUUAUUGCUUCAUUGGAUGAGCAGGAACAAAUAGACCAUGCACUGAAGAUAAGGAGUAUGGCAGGUGAAGAAUUCUGGAGGAAAACUGAGCAAAAUCAUCCGGAAGAAAUACCGUUAGAUUGUUUAUUGAGAAAACAUUGCAAUCAGACAGUAGUCUCUAGGACAACUCUCAUCAUUGGACCCUCAGGUUUUGGAAAAAGUACCACAAUACGGAAAAUAAUACAUGGUUGGGCAGCAGGCAAAAUGUACCAAGAAAUUCAUGCCAUCUUUCCAUUUGAAGUUCAGCAAUUGAAUUCUAUAGAUGGUGAAACAUGCUUAAACGAACUGAUACUAUAUUUCUUUCCUCGUUUUGAAAACUGCUUAGAACUUUUGUGGAAAGAACCAGAGAAAAUAUUGUUCAUAUUCGAUGACUUGGAUCUUUUCCAGACCACCGAUUUCACCAAUUUGGCAAGUGACAAUGAUCAUGAAUAUCAAUAUUUAGGGCCUGAACAUUUCUGUAAUAUAUCCCACAUUGUGUGUUGUCUUUUAAAAGGGCGAUUGCUGAAAGGCUGCUCAGUGUUGGCGACAAGUUCCCCAUGGAAACUACAGACUUUUGCAAACGUUGGAUCAAAUCGAGCUCUUGAUAUCCUGGGGUUCAGUGCAGACACAAUGAAACAAUAUUUUCAAUGCUGCCUUGCAGCUGAACAGUUUGCUUUGGAUGUUCUAAAUUAUAUUGAGCAUGAUGAGAUGUUUUACACAAUGUGCCAUAAUCCUCGCUUUUGUUCUGUUCUGUGUUCGAUGCUGGAAGUACAGCAGAAUCAAAGAGCCCCGAUGCCAGUAGCCACAACUAAUACAAGGAUGCUCCUCACUUUUGUCACUUGUCCUUUGAGGAAAUGUUAUUAUGAGGAUGUCAUUACUCAUUUUAUGCUUCUGAGAUUGGGUAGUUUAGCCUACUGGGGAGUUUGCAACAAAACCAUUGUGUUUAAAGUAGGCCAAUUCAAACAGCACAAGCUCCCCUUUUCUAAUUGGAUCUCUGCGUUUAUGAUGGAAAUUCAAGACAAUAAUGAUGUUGGCUACGUGUUCACUCACGCCAUUUUGAAGGAUUUUGUAGCUGCACUUUUUAAAAGUCAAAGUACAACAGUAGACCAAGUGAAAAAAACACUUACUGAGUGGUACAACUGCAAUGACGACAGAUUUAAGUUUGUUUCGCGUUUUUUCAUUGGACUGUCAUCACCAAAUUUAAUUGAACAGAUUGGGUUUUAUUGGGACGAACAACCUUCUGAAACAGCCUCAAAUGUAUCAGACUGGCUGAAAGAAAAAUUCAACAGUUGUGUGCAGAACUUGGAAAGUGACAGAAAUCAAAGAAAACUGCUCGAAAUAUUGUACUGUCUUCUUGAAUUUGGAGAUGCAGCACUGAUGGAAGAUGUCUUAACUCCAAUGAAGACAAUAAGAUUCACAAAGUGCCCUCUUAAAACGUUUGACUGUAUGAUUCUAUCUAAAACAUUAAUGAUAGUUCAGGAGAUUGAGAAGCUGGAUCUAGACAGUUGUGAUAUAGAUGAUGAGGGCAUCCACCAGCUCGAACAAGUGCUGCAUAAAUGUGAAAUACUCAGUCUCAACAUGAAUAAACUGAGUGAUUUAGGAGCGGAAUAUCUCUGUGCCAUUCUGAAGAAGGAACAUUGCAAAAUACAGACAUUGUCGUUGUUACACAAUCAAUUUUCGGAGAAAGGACUGAAAAGAUUGAAGUCGAUUUGUACAUCGAAUGAUUUAACUGUAAUAACAGAAUGAAGGAGAGUGAAUAAAUUAUUUUCUAAUAA